This is a messenger RNA of Hevea brasiliensis (rubber tree), 4133 nucleotides long. Its product is annotated as importin beta-like SAD2. The record is from RefSeq and is a predicted model, not a curated record. Gene Ontology annotation, biological process: protein import into nucleus. Bases 288 to 3380 code for a protein of 1030 amino acids. Gene Ontology annotation, molecular function: small GTPase binding. Gene Ontology annotation, cellular component: nuclear envelope; cytosol. The transcript is spliced from 22 exons. Lineage: Eukaryota; Viridiplantae; Streptophyta; Magnoliopsida; Malpighiales; Euphorbiaceae.
CAAAGUACGGUAUAAUGUUGUAUUUGUUUGUUAUUUUCUAGUUAAACUACCGUAAACCCUAAAGAUUCAAAUACUCACCACUCUACCUGUCUCGCUCCGCAACCCUCACUCUGUCUGUGUCUCUCUGCCCCUCCUUAUUUUUUCUCUCUCUAAACUCGGAGACGCCCUUUCUGGUUACAGUUGAGCUCCAGCUAGGGUUUAGUUACCUCCAAGAUCAAUCUCGAUUUUUGAAUUUCGGGUUUGGAAUUCAAUUCUUAGUCCAGUUAUUGAUUCUUAAUAUUCCGUCUAUGGAUCUCCCUAGCCUAGCUUUAAUUCUUCAAGCUGCCCUCAGCCCUAAUCCCGAUGAACGCAAAGCCGCCGAGCAAAACCUCAAUAAGUUCCAGUACACGCCUCAGCAUCUGGUGAGGUUGCUGCAGAUCAUCGUGGACAAUAAUUGCGAUAUGGCAGUGCGGCAAGUUGCUAGUAUUCAUUUCAAGAACUUCAUUGCAAAGAAUUGGGCACCUCAUGAGCCUGAUGAGCGAUCAAAGAUAUCGCAAAGUGAUAAGGAUAUGGUGAGGGAUCACAUCCUUCUGUUUGUUGUGCAGGUUCCUCCUUUGUUGAGGGUACAGUUGGGUGAGUGCCUCAAGACAAUUAUCCAUGCUGAUUACCCUGAGCAGUGGCCAUGUCUUCUGGAUUGGAUCAAACAUAAUUUACAAGAUCAGCAAGUUUAUGGAGCUCUUUUUGUUUUGCGUAUUCUUUCUAGAAAAUAUGAGUUCAAGUCUGAUGAGGAGAGGACCCCUGUUUAUCGUAUUGUUGAGGAGACAUUCCCACACAUUCUCAGUAUUUUCAACAGGCUGGUCCAGAUUGCAAAUCCAUCAUUGGAAGUAGCAGAUUUGAUCAAGCUUAUUUGUAAAAUAUUCUGGUCAUCUAUAUAUUUGGAGAUUCCAAAACAGCUAUUUGAUCCAAAUGUCUUCAAUGCUUGGAUGAUUCUUUUCUUAAAUGUUUUGGAGAGGCCUGUUCCUGCAGAGGGUCAGCCUGUAGAUCAGGAGCUUAGGAAGUCAUGGGGGUGGUGGAAGGUGAAGAAAUGGACAGUUCACAUUUUGAACAGGCUGUACACUCGAUUUGGAGAUUUGAAACUCCAAAACCAAGAAAACAGAGCUUUUGCUCAAAUGUUUCAGAAGAAUUAUGCAGGGAAGAUUUUGGAGUGCCACUUGAAUUUGUUGAAUGUGGUACGUGUUGGUGGAUAUUUACCUGACAGAGUUACAAACCUAAUUCUGCAGUAUAUAAGUAACAGUAUAUCAAAGAAUAGCAUGUAUAAUCUCCUGCAGCCACGUCUUGAUGUGCUUAUUUUUGAGAUUGUUUUUCCUCUUAUGUGCUUCAAUGACAAUGAUCAAAAGCUUUGGGACGAAGACCCUCAUGAAUACGUCAGGAAAGGUUAUGAUAUUAUUGAGGAUUUGUACAGCCCGAGGACUGCUUCGAUGGAUUUUGUCAGUGAAUUGGUUAGAAAACGUGGGAAGGAGAACCUUCAAAAGUUUAUUCAAUUCAUUGUAGGAAUUUUUAAGAGGUAUGAUGAAGCACCAGUAGAAUAUAAGCCCUAUCGACAAAAAGAUGGUGCUCUACUCUCUAUUGGGGCACUUUGUGAUAAACUGAAACAAACGGAACCUUACAAAUCCGAACUGGAGCGAAUGUUGGUGCAACAUGUUUUCCCUGAGUUUAACAGCCCUGUUGGUCAUCUUAGAGCAAAGGCGGCUUGGGUUGCUGGACAAUAUGCUCACAUUAACUUCUCAGACCAGAACAAUUUCCUUAAAGCCUUGCACAGUGUUGUUUCUGGGCUACGUGAUCCAGAGCUUCCUGUUCGUGUUGAUUCAGUUUUUGCAUUGCGAAGCUUUGUUGAAGCUUGCAAGGAUUUAAAUGAAAUCCGCCCUAUUCUUCCUCAACUGCUUGAUGAGUUCUUUAAACUAAUGAAUGAGGUGGAGAAUGAGGACCUGGUUUUUACUCUGGAAACUAUAGUGGACAAGUUUGGUGAGGAGAUGGCACCUUAUGCUCUAGGCUUAUGCCAGAAUUUGGCUGCUGCAUUUUGGAGGUGUAUGAACACUGCAGAAGCUGAUGAUGAAGCCGAUGAUCCUGGUGCUUUGGCAGCAGUUGGUUGUUUACGAGCUAUAAGCACAAUUCUUGAAUCAGUUAGCAGGCUUCCUCAACUUUUUGUCCAGAUUGAGCCAACUUUGCUGCCUAUAAUGCGUAAAAUGUUGACAACUGAUGGUCAAGAGGUGUUUGAAGAAGUUCUGGAAAUUGUUUCAUAUAUGACCUUUUUCUCUCCAACAAUAUCUCUGGAUAUGUGGAGUCUUUGGCCUUUGAUGAUGGAAGCAUUGGCAGAUUGGGCUAUUGACUUCUUUCAAAAUAUUCUGGUUCCCUUGGACAACUACAUAUCAAGGGGAACUGCAAAUUUCCUCGCUUGCAAGGAUCCGGAUUACCAACAAAGCCUUUGGACUAUGAUUUCAUCUAUCAUGACAGAUAGAAAUUUGGAGGACAAUGAUAUUGAGCCAGCACCAAAGCUGAUUGAAGUUGUUUUCCAGAAUUGUAAAGGUCAGGUGGAUCAGUGGGUUGAGCCAUAUCUGAGAAUCACUGUUGAGCGGUUGCAUCGAGCAGAAAAAUCAUACUUGAAAUGUCUUCUCAUUCAAGUGAUUGCAGAUGCCCUUUACUAUAAUGCAGCUUUGACGCUAAGCAUACUGCAAAAGCUUGGUGUUGCUGCUGAGAUUUUCAACCUUUGGUUCCAGAUGUUGCAACAAGUGAAAAAGAGUGGCGCACGUGCUAAUUUUAAGAGGGAGCAUGACAAAAAAGUUUGUUGCUUGGGGUUGACAUCACUACUUGCACUUCCUGCAACUCAAUUACCAGGAGAGGCCUUGGAGCGUGUUUUCAGGACCACUCUUGAUCUCCUAGUUGCAUAUAAGGAUCAAGUUGCAGAAGCUGCAAAGGAAGAAGAAGCUGAAGAUGAUGAUAUGGAUGGUUUCCAAACUGAUGAUGAAGAUGAUGGUGAAGGGUCUGACAAGGACAUGGGAGUUGAUACUGAGGAUGGAGAUGAAGCUGACAGCAUUAAACUUCAAAAGUUAGCCGCACAGGCAAAGGCUUUCCGUCCACAUGACGAUGACGAUGACUCAGAUGAUGACUACAGCGAUGAAGAAGAGUUGCAAUCACCAAUUGAUGAGGUGGAUCCUUUCAUUUUUUUUGUGGAUACUGUCAAAGUCAUGCAAGCCUCAGAUCCAUUGAGGUUCCAGAAUCUUACACAGACACUGGACUUCCAUCACCAAGCACUAGCAAAUGGUGUUGCUCAGCAUGCUGAACAGAGGAGAGUGGAGAUUGAAAAGGAAAGAAUGGAGAAGGCAUCGGCUGCUGUUGCUUCAUAACUUGAGCCUUGAAUGCAAUGUGGCCAAAAUUUGCAUUGCUUUCACAUUCACUGCAUGUUCCAUUCAUUUCGGUAUGUUAUGGAUGGAUGGGGAGUCAUUGCCAGUCUCUUUGAAGCAUAUUUGAUUGGUUCAAUGGUCAUGGAGAUCAGUAGGCCCUGAAGGGUUUUCAGGUUCUGAUUAUUGGUAAACUGCAUGCCUGAGUUCCCAUAUACUAGGUAGAUUUUGGGAUUGGGAACUUUGUGCUGUAACCCACCAUAGUUUGAGGCAUUCAUUUUUUUUUUUUGGAGUCUGGCCAAUUCUAUGUCAGAAGAGGCCUAUCUCAUCACGUUUGUGUUGUCAUUUUGCUCUUUUUUAUUUUUCCUCCAAAAAAAUGUAUUAUUUAUGGGGUCUCCAGUUUGUCACCGUGUCUAUGCGGUUGCCUUCUGGGGAUAUUGGCAUGUUACCCCCAGGAGGGUCUCAGGCGUAGAGUCUAAGGUCUGGUAAUGUCACAUGGAUGGAAAUCAUUUGGGGUGGUGCAUGGAUUUAAUGAUAAUUUUUGGUAAGGGGUAGAAAGUAUUCCUUUUUUUUGAAAAAAAUUUUGUAAUUAGUCCACGAAACAUCAUCAAAAAUUGGUUUUCUUUGAGUUUCUGGUUUAUUGCUGCAGGGUGGCGGGGGAAGGGGAGUUCUAAGGGUAGCGGUUGCCACAGAUUGUAAAACAGUUGAAUAUUCUUUAUAUAAUGUGGUUUAAUGAAGAGGAAGCAAUUGGUUUGUAAA